AGCGCAAGAAAGUAUCCGUAGUUGUAAGUGAUACUAUGCGGUUUCCAUACAGCCGUAGUAAUGUAAUUCACCUUAAUAUAUAGAUUCCUGUGCCGACGCCUUGCGCGGAUCCAGUGCCUUCUCAGGAUGAACGCGAAAAUAAGAGCCCUAAAAAGCCAAGAAUAUCACCGCCAGUAACGUACGGUUAUCCUGAAAGUGUUGCAGUCAACAUGCUUUUAGCUGACGCGAAAGGAACCAACAAUGCCGAUCUUAAUGAUGAGGACGACGAAGAAGAACCUUGGGUAGAACUGCUGCUUCGCGAUUUCGUCGUAUAUCAAUAUUCAAGAGACGAACCAACAGAAAUCUCUGAAAAUUUUUCAACUCUCUACGUCGAUGGUGAAAUCAAUGAUCCUACUGAUCCUACAAAAUCUGUGCGUAUGGAACGUGUCCCUUUUGACAGUUGGUCCUGCGGAGAUUUCGAUCGCGAGAAGAAGGAACCCCGCAUUUGGAUCAAAAGUACCUUCGUUCAUGAGGAAUUGUACUACCGACUGGAACACCCUAAUCCAGAUUACCAAAACAAGUAUCACAAUUUCAAGCGUCGCAUUGAAUUGGUCAAGAUUAUACUUGGUUUUAUCGAAGAAUAUCCUCAUGCAACCAUUCAAGACACGAAAUACGGUGGUUUGCUUUCAUCCUUUAUUUCUCAACGUUACCCGCAUUCAUGCUGGAUGCAUAAGAAUGUUCAACCUCAUAUUGCUGCCAAUGCUAAACUACUAAUGUGGCAAAUCUGUUAUCAGAUUGACCUCGGCACAGACGCCGAUUAUAUACAGUCACACCCUUUUUGGAAAGAUUUUACAUUUGAGAGCAUUCGGCAAAAAUAUGAGGGAUUGAAAAAAGAACGAACAGCAUGGGAAAACGAGUUAACCGUAGCAACACCCGUGGCGUACAAAUAUUUUCAGCCCGUGUUUCACAAAUUCUUACGAUGUAUACAACCUCCUGUGCGACCUGAAAAAAGCUUGGAAGAUCUCCUCGAAAAGAAGUUAUCCAUUGUCAUCCCUACGGAUGAGAUGGUGUGUUUGCCUGGUAAUGACUAUAAAUACAAGGUUCUAGAUUGCCAAAAAUGGUCCACCCCAGGAACGCCUGAAAAAAAAAAUGGACUGCAUUACCAUGACCACAUCGUCAUUGACGACGUUGAAAUCCGUGUGGGCGAUUGUAUUCAAUUACAAGCGCCAGAAGAUGAAUUGUGGCUCGCACGUAUCACAUCAAUUUUUCAGCGUACAGAAUACAGCGAACCAUGUAUUACUAUCAUUUGGUUGUACAAAGGCAGUGACACCAUUUUAGCCAACGUGCAUGAAGUGGACGAACCUUAUUCCAACAACGAGCUAUGGUACACCCAUCAUUGCGAGUGCGAGAAUGGCGUCAAUUCCAUCUCGAGCAUCUUUCGAAAAAUCAGUGUGUCAUUCCGAUCUACAAAAAAUCAAAAGGCACCUCAUCACUAUUAUUGUAAAAGCUUCUAUGAGCAUAACCGCGCCACGUUUGAGGAUCUGAAAGAAGAACACAUGUUUGUUUCCAAGCGUAUUCGCUGCGGUUGCUAUGUGCCUUCUUUGGAAGAUCGAUGCGAAAAAUUCAUCAAGUCUCACAAAGUGGGUGACAAGAUCCUUAUCGUCGGCUCAAGUGGGUAUCUCACCUUGUACGAAAUUGUGGCUAUGCCCUCGGCCGACGCAGAUCAUGAUCUCGUGAAACUGCGAACGUUCCCGCUGUUCAGUGAAUUGAAAAAGCUGUUUCCCGAUUUACGUGACGUGUCAGCAGUGCUACACACUCGGCGGAUGAGACAUCUAGUUAACGAAGUUAUUUAUACGAAUUGGAUGGUGGAAAUAUCUUUAACCACUAUUAUCGAAAGAAGCGAAGCGGACACAUUGGAUGUAGCCCAUCUCGAAUUUUGGGAUCCCACAACGCGUCUACCGAAUAAUUUAGCUCAUAAUGGUGCCGGUCAUCAUUAUUUUUUCAACAAAGAGCUCCACAAAGCCCCCAAAGUUGUCACGCCAAUCAUGGGUAAUACGGACAUACAGCAUUUUCAGGAACGCUAUCCACCAUUUCAAAAGCGAUCCAAAAAGCUGGCGACGUUGGACCUUUUUUGCGGAGGUGGAAACUUUGGUCAUGGCAUUGAAGAUGCUGGCAUUGCGCAAUGUCGAUGGGCAGUAGAUGUGGACCAAAAAGCUUUGUCAACAUAUCAGCAUGCACAUACCAGAUCUCAUGCGUGUUUUGCCGAAAGUGUUAAUGUGCUGUUAGAAGAGUCCCUUUCUGGUAAACCGCGACCUGCUUGGCCAACACCUGGUGAGGUGGAGCUUGUGCUUGCAGGAAAUCCAUGUCAGGGAUUCAGUCGCUUAAACUCUCAUCGAGAUAACGAUAAUUCCGUUCGCAAAAGUUCGCUUUUGGCAAAUGUGGCAUCAUAUAUAGAAUAUUUUCGACCGCAGUUUCUUCUACUGGAAAAUGUUGCAGCCAUGAUCAAUUUUGGUUAUAUAUCCAAUGACGACGAACCAGCAAUUUAUCCAUUUAAUCAUCUGAUAGCGCUGCUGGUCCAGUUAGGAUAUCAGAUCCGCUGGGGAGUCGUUGAUGCUGCACUCCAUGGCUUACCACAGCGACGAAACCGCGUGUUCAUUUGGGGUGCAGCGUCUGGAUACCAACUACCAAAAAUGCCACCUGUUUCGCACAAGGCUAUUAUUAAUAGAGGUUACGGCAUCAUUCUUCCUAGCGGCGUCAAAUCUUCAUAUUUUGAUAUACCAGAGCAUACAGCAUUUCCACAAGUUAGCAUCAAGGACGCGAUUGAUGAUUUACCGCCUCUUGGCAACGGUGUAAUCAAGUCUACAGACCUUGUAGAUCAUCAUGUACCGAAACUACCACUCUGGGUGCAAAUGAUUGUCGACCUAUUACCUGUGGAUCCACCUGGAGCCACAUUAAACACAAUCAUUGAUCAGCUGCCGGACGAGAUGCAAAACUUCAAAGCUGUCAAAAGAUGGAAAAUGGCACGGCGGAACCGGCCUAAAGGACGGUUUAUGGAUUUUGCGCGCGUUCGACCACAUGACAUCUGUUCAACUGUAACAACAACUUUCACGUACCAAGGAAUACGAGCAUCGCCUUGCUUCCAUUACCGAGAACCACGAUUAUUGAGUAUUCGUGAAAUUGCUCGUGUGCAAGGAUUUUUGGAUGACGAUGUGUUGGUGGGUACCAUUGCCGACCAGCAUCGAAUCAUCGGCAAUGCCGUUGCUCGUCCCGUCGCUUUUGCGCUAGGUUUACAGGUUGAUCCAUAGUCACCAGCAAUGUAAUAAACGGGAUACCCACUUAUGCUCAUUGUCAUUUAUUGCACUAAUGAACAAGGAUGAAAAAUCGUCGAUCAUUUUUUGUUCCACGAGAAUUCGGCGUGUUUCAUUGGAUGAACGAAAUUGGAUUGGGGGAUCCUGACGUGCCGCAAACAUUUUAGCGUGAGGACAGCUUUGCUUGUAUCACGACAUUCAUAUUAUUUUCGUUUUGUUCAUUGUAGAAAAAAUAGAAUGAAGGUCAGGAUUCGAA
Radiomyces spectabilis is the source of this 3543-nucleotide messenger RNA. RefSeq names its product S-adenosyl-L-methionine-dependent methyltransferase. The record is from RefSeq and is a predicted model, not a curated record. Gene Ontology annotation, molecular function: chromatin binding; DNA (cytosine-5-)-methyltransferase activity. Gene Ontology annotation, cellular component: nucleus. Lineage: Eukaryota; Fungi; Mucoromycota; Mucoromycetes; Mucorales; Radiomycetaceae. The coding region runs from base 210 to 3284 and encodes 1024 amino acids. The transcript has 21 exons.